Pecten maximus is the source of this 2304-nucleotide messenger RNA. RefSeq names its product guanylate cyclase soluble subunit beta-2-like. Lineage: Eukaryota; Metazoa; Mollusca; Bivalvia; Pectinida; Pectinidae. Gene Ontology annotation, cellular component: guanylate cyclase complex, soluble. The record is from RefSeq and is a predicted model, not a curated record. Gene Ontology annotation, molecular function: guanylate cyclase activity; heme binding. Gene Ontology annotation, biological process: response to oxygen levels; cGMP biosynthetic process. The coding region runs from base 1 to 2304 and encodes 767 amino acids. The transcript is spliced from 13 exons.
AUGACUCUACCACAACGGUCACGUGAUACGAGUUUCACUGGGGACACGGAAACAUAUGGGGAGGAAUGUCCCCAUAAACAUCUGAGUCAGGUCACACAUGGAUAUCUAAGUCAGUCCCACUAUGGUCAUCUUAACGUCGUACUCAAAAACUACAUUUUAGAGAGGCACAGCGAAGAACAAUGGAAAACUAUUUUGAAAGAGGUUAAUCACAGUGGCAAUUUUCAGUCGUCUGAGAAACAUGACGACGGCCUCACUCAGAAAGUUAUCAAUGCAGCCGUUGAUACACUGGGCCUUAAAAGAGAUGCCUUCCUUACACUGGUUGGAGAGUAUUUUAUGGAAUAUCUAAUCAAGAACUCAUAUGACGAACUUAUCCGUAACCUUGGCGCCAAUACGCUUGAAUUCAUCCAGAACCUUGACUUCGUGCAGACGUACUUGAAAGAGGAAUAUCAAGAGGAGGUCAUGCCUAGCUUCCGGUGUGAGGGAGACUCUGUUUCUGACAGGAUGACGCUUCACUACUACUCCGUCCGACCUGGAUAUACCUAUUUUAUCACAGGUUUCCUUACAGCAGUUGCCAAAUCCCAGUACGGUAUGCAGCUUUCAAUAAAUAUACUGUCUGUCACCACUGAGACAGUAGCGCAGGAGAAAGGAUACCGGGAACACGUCAUCAUAAACAUUCUAGCUAAGAAACCGGAAGAACAGCCGGAUACAGAAGGUCCUCCAACUUUUGUGGCUCAGACACCGAAGAACGCUGAACGCCAGAUAUUGAAAACGGAUGUCGAUGCAGUGCGUGCCCGCCUUGAAGAGAUUCUCCGUACUCAGGGAGAGGAUGCUUUACCACUCAACAAGUACCGCAGUGCCAAGGCGAAAUGGAAAGCCAUUGCAAAGAUCAGUCUCUUUUCCAAGGGAUUCGUACCCAGCUAUCCUCAACAGAGUGCAAUCAACCCAAAGAUGUUUAUCGAUGUCUUCCCCUUCCAUCUUAUUUUUGAUUCCGAAAUGAAGCUCUACCAGACAGGUGUCAGACUGCAGAAGAUGAUGCCCUCUAUUAGAAGCAGGAUGGCCAAAGUAACAGACUUCUUCACUCUCAAGUAUCCCAGAUGCACCGAUUUUACGUUUGAAAACGUCAAGAAUUUUGUUAUGUGUCCUUUUAUACUAGAGGUACAAAAAGGUCGACUGGCCAAAGACUUUGUUCAAUACGACCCUUUCCAGAUCAAAGGCCAGAUGUUCAUGCUGAUGGACAGAAACUUCUUUUUCUUCAUCUGUUCCCCGGUGGUAAGGUCAUGGCCCGAUCUUGAAAAGCGUCAAAUGAAAAUGGCUGAUAUACCUAUUUGGGAUGCAACACGUGACUUCUUACUGACAGAUCUCACAUACAGGAUUGCUGCGGGUCAGACGACCGUCGUCGAACAGGACACCACUCUUCUUCUGGAACAGCAGAGGUUGAUGGCACUGAGCAUAGAAGACAAAGAAAAAUUGACACUGCUACAGAAAGAUUUGGACAGGGAGAAACACAGGCACGAUUCACUUUAUCACGCUUUCCUCCCCCGCCAGGUCGCCAACAUGAUCAGAGAAGGAAGGUCCUAUCACGGAGAAUACUUCCCUGAGAUGACGGCCAUGUUUUGUGACGUAGUACAGUUUAUAAACCUAGUUGCUAACUGUAAGCCUGCGGACGUUGUAGGAGUCCUCAACUCAUUAUAUACAAGAUUUGACAAGGUCACGAAAGUUCACGACACUUACCGAGUGGAAUCUAUUGGUGAUGCGUACUUCGUGGUGUCCGGAGUACCGGAAAAGAUAGACAACCACGCAGAAAGGAUAGCGAACACUGCGCUCGGAAUGAUAUACCUUUCACAUGAGGUUUCUAACCCAAUGACUGGCGCCAGAAUCCAGAUACGAAUUGGCAUACACACCGGUUCCAUGAUAUGCGGUGUCGUAGGAACGAAGCUCCCACGAUUUAUUGUUCUGGGUGAAACAGCUGUUGUUGCCUCUAAAAUGGAAAGUCAUGGCGAACCCGGCAAGAUCCAUAUCAGUCCGUCAACGUACAGGUUGCUCAAAGGAAAAGGUUUUACACUAGAAGAUAGAGGGCGGAUUGAACUGAGAGGCUUUGGGCCGAUUGGAACAUUCUUUCUGACUGGGAAUGAACACGCUUCAGAUGAUGACCUCGUAGGUAGGUCAAAAUUGACCAAUCAGGACAUCGCUUUCAUCAACGAAGGUCAUGUACAUGAUCACAAGAAAGCUAACCAGACACCAUCUUCUGGAGUUGGAAGCCGGCCACCUACCGGAGACAGCGAGUUUGCGACCUUUGCUUACUAG